Molecule: messenger RNA, 653 nt
Organism: Symbiodinium sp. CCMP2592
Lineage: Eukaryota; Dinophyceae; Suessiales; Symbiodiniaceae
Source: the annotation of a GenBank genome assembly
AUGGUGAUGUGUCCAGGCAAGAUGACCGAUGCCGAGGAGCUCGAGAUAAUCCGUGAGCUGGAGACCCAGCUGGAGCCUCCGGUUCCCAACAGCGCUAGCCCUGACAAAUCGCAGAUUUGUGCCACACCGGGACCGGUACGGAGGCUUGACAGUUUCACCGGGAUGGUCACACCGGGAUCAACGCAGAUGGAGUUGUCGACGCCCACGCAGCCAAAGGCGACUCCCGUGAAGUUAUUCCAGGGCCAGGCCGAGCCGGAAAGCACCGGCACCGAUGAACGUGAUGCAUGGAAUGGGUGGACGACACAGUCCGGCCAUGAAGCCGGAGAUUGGUGGGGACACGGUUCCUGGAUGCCACGCAGCUGGUCCAGCAGCAGCUGGUCGGAGGAGUGGGGAUACGGUCCCCAGAAGCAGUGGUGGAGGAACCGCGGGAUGUCAAAGGACUUGGAGCCCUACGAGGGCUGGUCAUGGGGCCGAGGGGACUCCAACCUGUCCCUCGAGACUGACGUCUCUGACUCCAUGCAGGAGGCCUUGAGGACUGAGGUGGCUUCCGCGCUGCAGCGUGCCCCAACCUCCGAGUUGGACCAGGUGAGACCGACCACGGAUGGAGUUCAAGCUGCUGAAGAAGCAGAGAAGCAGGAGAAGGCAGCAGAGCC